Pogona vitticeps (central bearded dragon) is the source of this 2959-nucleotide messenger RNA. Lineage: Eukaryota; Metazoa; Chordata; Lepidosauria; Squamata; Agamidae. The record is from RefSeq and is a predicted model, not a curated record.
GGAAGAAUGGACAAAAGCCAUCCAAACAGUAGCAGACAGCCUUAAGAAACAAGAAGAAGAAAUAAUGGACUUUAGAUCUGGCUCCCCCAGUGAUAAUUCGGGUGCUGAAGAAAUGGAAAUUUCUAUGACAAAGCCAAAACACAAAGUAACGAUGAACGAAUUUGAGUAUCUUAAGCUUCUGGGGAAAGGUACUUUCGGGAAGGUCAUCUUGGUGAAGGAAAAAGCAACUGGGCGCUAUUAUGCUAUGAAAAUUCUGAAGAAGGAAGUAAUUGUUGCCAAGGACGAAGUGGCGCAUACCCUUACAGAAAACCGUGUUUUGCAGAACUCCAGGCAUCCUUUUCUAACGGCCUUGAAGUAUUCGUUUCAGACACAUGACCGUUUGUGCUUUGUUAUGGAGUAUGCCAAUGGAGGAGAGCUCUUCUUCCACCUGUCAAGAGAACGUGUGUUUUCCGAAGAUCGUGCCCGGUUCUACGGAGCUGAGAUUGUAUCAGCGCUGGACUAUCUACAUUCGGAGAAGAAUGUGGUUUAUAGAGAUUUAAAGUUGGAAAACUUGAUGCUGGAUAAAGACGGGCACAUAAAAAUUACAGACUUCGGGUUAUGCAAAGAAGGGAUCAAGGAUGGAGCGACAAUGAAGACCUUCUGCGGCACGCCGGAAUACCUUGCGCCAGAGGUGCUGGAGGAUAACGACUAUGGCCGUGCUGUGGACUGGUGGGGCUUAGGCGUCGUCAUGUAUGAAAUGAUGUGUGGGCGGCUCCCUUUCUACAAUUCAGACCACGAGAAGCUCUUUGAACUCAUCCUCAUGGAAGAGAUUAGGUUUCCACGCACAUUGUCGCCUGAAGCCAAGUCCCUUCUGUCAGGUUUGCUGAAGAAGGACCCAAAGCAAAGGUUAGGUGGCGGAUCAGAGGACGCCAAGGAGAUUAUGCAACACAGAUUUUUUGCUGGCAUUGUGUGGCAAGAUGUAUAUGAAAAAAAGUUGGUACCUCCAUUUAAACCACAGGUGACAUCAGAAACAGAUACACGCUAUUUUGAUGAAGAAUUCACAGCACAGAUGAUCACAAUCACCCCUCCUGACCAAGACGACAGUAUGGAUUGUGUUGACAACGAGCGACGACCGCACUUCCCUCAAUUCUCUUAUUCCGCCAGUGGAACGGCUUAGUGUUUCGCUUGCCCAUUCACAGCAACCAAUCAGACUGCAUUUUGGGGACCUUUAAUUUUGAUGGACACUAGAGAACUCUCUACGAUACAUGAAUUACAAACUAUGUUUGUACUACGGUUUAGUUGAAUUUGUAGGAAGCCUCACAGGCUGUGUAUUUAAAACAAUCCUGGCGCAUUUUUUGAGUUGGAUUCUCUGAUGCAAUUUUGGGAAAGAAGACAAGAAUCUGUUCUUAAAACAUUACUGAAAACAAUAAAGAAAAAGCUUUUUCUUCUGAAAAAAAACACAACAUUUUAGGUUUUUAAGAAUACACACCAAAACUGUUUUCUCUCUAGAUGCUUAAGAAAUUCAACAUAGCAGCAGCAGCAUUGACAACUACGACGACAAAAAAAAACACAAAACCUAAACUCCGCCAUAUUUUUUUAUUUAUUCCAUACAGCCCAUUAUGUAAGUAGAGAACCUUCACUCUGAUCAAUUAGAUUUAUAUAGGAUGAGAAACAAAUUUAGGUAGUGCAAUAUUAUGAGCAACAGAAACAAAAAAAUGAACAAACUCUGGAGAUGCAAGGAUUUUGCCUCUGUGUGGUAACACUGAUAAAGUUGGAGCCUCGAAAUGAAUGCCAUUUUUUGCUCUGAUGCAGUAAAAUCAAAACACAUGAGUGCGCUUACACGCCUGCUGCAAGAAAUGAACAUAUCAAAUGGAGCUCAGUGGAACUGAAUCCAUUUUUAAAUGAUACACAGAGAGCGAUCCCCUUUAAGAGAAUGCAUUUAAUGAAUUCCAUUGCCAAAUUUUGACAGCUAUCUACCAGCCGCUUCUUGCACAGAGGCUCCAUGGGAACCAGUGGAAGGUGUAUCCAGAGUGUAGUUCUGGGCAGAGGGCCUGCACCGUUUUUAGUCACCGCGUAGUUUUGCCUUUGAGAAAGGAAUCUUAUUUUGCCAAGGUCAAGGGAAAAUGCUUUCUAGUGGCAGACGUUGACCAGGCAGUGGAAUGCAGGUCCAGAGAAGCAUGAAUUCGCACACAUGUACAUACGUGUACACACACACAUAUUACACACAUGCAAAAAAAUGCACAAUGCUCUCAAAUGAUGGCAUAUCUUACUGAGCAAGUAGCUGGCCAUCUGGUAUUGGGCACCGAAGGACUUUGCCUUUGUCCAUGUAUUUAUAGAGCCAACAUGUCAUGCAAGUCAAGAUGGCAUCUCUGUGUUUUUCACUCUGUCUGCAAGUGUACAUUUCUAAAGGUUACUAAGCUGGGGAGGUGGAUGGUGUUGGCAAGGGAUGGAAGAAACUCCAUCAGCAUUGCAGCAGAUGUAUGUAAAAGGAGAAAGUUCAGCUGAGCAUGUGUGUUCAAGGAACAAUGGAGUCCAAAAGUUGACCCUCCCCCCCAACCCAUCUUUAUUUUCCUCCCUUAUCACAAUGUUUUGUAUUUUCAUCACUGCUUCAUUCUUGAUUGGCCAAACGUUAUUGGGAGACAAAAAUCUCUUUGCCCUUGAUACAGGCAAUAUUUUAAGCUCUCUUUUGUGCUGCGAAUGAGUUUAUUCAGUUGUGGCUUUACGUUCUUUUAGAUAUGCUUUUGUUUCUGUUCUCUUUAUCUGUAUAAAAUUGAACUAUACUGCAGUUCCUUAACAUAUUUUUUUUUAAUUUCAAAGGGAAUGUAUUUAAAAUAUCUCCCUCUACAUAAAAACCCAUUGUGUGUGUUGUGGGUUUUUUUUUGUUUUUUGUUUUUUUACAACAUUCAACUCUAGUAUUUUUACUUAUGAUAUGAAAGCUUCCCUCAAAAAUUACUUCAAUAAAAUGUGCUUUAACAAGUUA